AAUUUUUUUCCGAGAAAAAAAAAUAUUUUGUGAAUAAAUAUUAAAAACAAAUUAAUAUUAAAUUCACACAUUAACCAUCUAAACGUUCGACUAUAUUAGUAAAAUAUUAGAUUGUUUGUGGAGACCAACGGCCACUGAACCCACCCCCAAAUUACUGCUGUUGUGUUUGGUUAAAAUCAAAGGAAAAUAAAAGAGUUUGUAGUAAAAAGGGGGUAGACGUCAGUAAUUAUAAAUAAAAAAAAGGAACAAAAAUCCAAAUAAAAAAAAAAUCACUUGAAGCCAUUGUGUUGUGAUGUAUUGAAUUGUCGUCUUACAAAGGAAUUUCGUGUUCAAGUGCAACAGAAGAGGUUGUGUUGUUUUUAAGCAGAAGACAACCUGUCAUCAUUACAGCCGCCGCUGCUAGCUGUUGUUAUUUUUAGUAGUGGUGCUGCUGCCUGCUACUGCUGCUGCUUUUGUUAGUCUCGCUAACGUCAUCUUUAACAUUUAAGCCGUAAAAUAUAAAAAAGCAAAAAUUCAUCAACAGCAACAUCAUCAUGGUUGACUUAAUAGCUUCAAUGAUUAAUUACAAUGUGUUGGAAGUGAUAUUCUCAUAUUUGGAUUUGCGUGAUCUUAGGAAUUGUUCGUUGGUGUGUCGAAGUUGGAAGAAUUUCCUGGACGAUGAGAACAGUGAUGUAUGGCGUACCUACUGCAUACGUAAACUACCCGAAGAGGCUUUAAAAUCAGAUUUACUUUCAUCGGUGCCCACAUAUAAAAUGAAAUUGAGAGCAUUUUAUCAUGCCUGGAAUCCAAAUGAUUGCUCGAGGAAUGUAUAUAUUAAACCAAAUGGUUUUACGUUACAUAGAAAUCCCGUUGCUCAAAGUACAGAUGCAGCUAGAGGUAAAAUAGGUUUUCGUCAAGGACGUCAUACCUGGGAGGUGAUAUGGGAGGGACCAUUGGGUACAGUGGCUGUUGUUGGUAUAUCAACGAAAGAAGCAGCAUUACAGUGUCAUGGUUAUGUGGCCUUAUUGGGAUCAGACGCUCAAAGCUGGGGUUGGAAUUUAGUAGAAAAUCAUUUAUUACACAAUGGUGAUGUACAAGGCAGCUAUCCAUUGUUAAAUAAUGCUCCCAAAUAUCAGGUGGGCGAAAGAAUACGCGUUAUAUUAGACUGCGAUGAUAAUACAUUAUCGUUUGAAAAAAAUUAUGAAUUUUUAGGCGUUGCAUUUAGAGGUUUACCGGAUAAAAAACUUUAUCCCACGGUAUCAGCUGUUUAUGGUAAUACGGAGGUUUCUAUGGUUUAUUUAGGGCCUCCUUUAGAUGGUUAAAUUUUUGUUUUAGUUUUUAAGUUUUUAACGUAUUUUUUAAAAUUAAUUCCUUAAUUAAACGUGCUCUUUAUCUAUAAAAACAAAACAAACAAAUAAAUAAAUCACACAUAUGAAAAUGGAAACAAUAUUUAUCAUAAACCACAAACACAACUCUCACCCACACAAAAUUUUUGGCAAAAAUCAAGAAAAUUUAAAUGAAUCUUCAAAAAUUCCCACAUUCAAUCUUAACGUACUACUAAAUUUAAAAUAAUUAAAAACAAUACAAAAAAAGUAGUAAAAAAAACAUUAGUAAUUUAAGUAUAAACAAAAGAAGCCUUGGACUUAUCACUGUUUUUUUGUAUAACACCAUUUAAUUUCUUUUAUAUUAAACAAACCUAAACCCUUAAAGUAAAGAAAUGCAAUAUUUAUGUAAACCUUUUUGUAGUUAAUUAUUAUUUAAAUCUCGCUAAUACAUUUUAGUUAAUUAUUAAAUUCCUUUUUGCUUUCCCCAAAUUAUGUUGUCACCGUAUUUGUUUUUUAUUAUUGUAAAGGUGCUAGUCUUGCUUAAGUUUAUUAUUUUGUUUUCAUUUUUAAUUAAAUAAUUUUAUAAUUGUGUAUAAAAAAAGGAAAAAAAAACUAUCCAUAAUUUAGCCUGAAAACAUUCUUGUGUAAUAUAAGUAAGAAAGAAAAAAAUAAAAAAAAAACAAAGAAAAGAAAAAUAUAAUGUAUGAAAAACAACAA
This is a messenger RNA of Calliphora vicina (urban bluebottle blowfly), 2021 nucleotides long. RefSeq names its product F-box synaptic protein (gene Fsn). Gene Ontology annotation, cellular component: SCF ubiquitin ligase complex; synapse. Gene Ontology annotation, molecular function: protein binding. Gene Ontology annotation, biological process: synapse assembly involved in innervation; proteasome-mediated ubiquitin-dependent protein catabolic process. The transcript is spliced from 4 exons. Lineage: Eukaryota; Metazoa; Arthropoda; Insecta; Diptera; Calliphoridae. The record is from RefSeq and is a predicted model, not a curated record. Bases 534 to 1301 code for a protein of 255 amino acids.